UCUCCCCUUUUGCCCCGCGGUGGUCCGGGGGCGGGGAUGGCGGCGGAGCUGGGGCGGCGGUGGGCGCCGCUGCUGGGCCCGAGGCCGGGUCGGGGUCCGGGUCCGGGCGCGGGGUGGCGGCGGGGCUGCGGGAGCCGCCCUUCUGGCCGGGCGCUGUACGAGGUGCUGGGGGUGGCGCCGAGCGCCACGCAGGCGCAGAUCAAGGCGGCCUACUACCGCCAGAGCCUCCUCCAUCACCCCGACCGCAACGCCGGCAGCGCCGAGGCGGCCGCCCGCUUCGCCCUGGUGGCGCAGGCCUACCACGUGCUGGGCACCGCCGCCCUGCGCCGCCGCUACGACCGCGGCCUGCUCCGCCACGACCGGGCGCCCCCCGCGCCCCCCGCGCCCCCCGCGCCCCCCGCGACCCCCUUCGACUUCGACGCCUUCUACCGGGCGCACUACGGACGCCAGCUGGAGCGGAGCCGGCGGCAGCGGGCCCAAGGCCGGGCCGAGCGGGAGGGGCGGCGGCCGCGGCCGCGGGACCCCCCGGCCGGCGGGCGCUGGCUGCGGGGCCUCGACGUCCCGCUGGGCCUCGCCUUCCUCCUCCUGCUCGGCUUCUUCGGCCUCGCCAGGAAGUAGCGCCCGGGGAGGCGCCUCCCUCCUGCCCCCCGACCCCUUCGACCGGUCCGGGAGCCCCCCACGGCCGUCACCGCCGGGCCCUCGUCCCCCGGGAUGGCCGAGCUGCCCCGAAAGCGGCCCCCCGAAACCAUCGCCGCCCCGUCUCAGCCUCUGGGGAGCCCCCACCGCCCCAAAAUGGAGCCGGGGCGCCCCAGGAGCUCCCCCUCAUCUGUGACCACCAGGGCCUCUCCCCCUAAGGACCACGAAGCCGCCCGCGAAAGCGGCCCCGGUCUCCCAGAGCGGCACCCCGAAACCACCGCCCCGUUUCUCGGCCUCUGCGGAGCCCCCCCGCCCCAAAAUGGAAUUGGGGCGCCCCGGGAGCUCCCCCUCGGCGACGACCACCACGCCUCUCCCUAAGACGGCAAAGAUGCCCGUUAAAUCCCGACGACCCUCACAACCGCCCCAUCUCCUCGACCUCUGGGGAUUCCCGCACCCCAAAAUGGAGCUGGGGCGCCCCGGGAGCUCCCCCUCGGCGACGACCACCGGGCCUUCUCCCUCUAGGAAGGCAGAGCUGCCCGUUAAACCGGCCCCGGUCCGCAAGAGCGGAGAGGAUCCCCCCGCGCCGUCACCCCCUCUCCUCAUCCUCUGGAGAUUCCCCCCCGCUGCGGAGCUGGGGCACCCCAGGACGUCCUCCGCGCCGAUGACCGCCGGGCCCCUUCACCUCAGGACGGCAGAGCCGGCCAUUAAUCCGUUAAACGGUCCCCGGUCUCCGAGAGCCGAGAAUCCCCUCCCGCCCCCCCCAACCGCCCCCACCCCCUCUCCUCGUCCUCCGGGGAUCCCCCACCCCCAAAUGGAGCUCACGCCCCUCGGGAGGAGAGUCCGGUGGGGCAGGUGGAAAGCGUUCUGUGGGCCGCAAUCCCGAGGCCCCGGCUCGGCACGGACACCUGGGCCGUCGGCGAAGACUCAUUUCGUUCUCCUGUGCCCUUUUCGUCCGCCUCGUGCCCAAAUGUAACUUUAAAAGUACGGAAUAUAUGCCAGUGUCAGAGCCAAAGCAA
Molecule: messenger RNA, 1652 nt
Organism: Ornithorhynchus anatinus (platypus)
Lineage: Eukaryota; Metazoa; Chordata; Mammalia; Monotremata; Ornithorhynchidae
Gene: DNAJC30
Product: DnaJ heat shock protein family (Hsp40) member C30
Exons: 1
Coding region: 37-618 (193 amino acids)
Source: RefSeq, a predicted model, not a curated record